Molecule: messenger RNA, 5779 nt
Organism: Zootoca vivipara (common lizard)
Lineage: Eukaryota; Metazoa; Chordata; Lepidosauria; Squamata; Lacertidae
Gene: UPF2
Product: UPF2 regulator of nonsense mediated mRNA decay
Biological process (GO): nuclear-transcribed mRNA catabolic process, nonsense-mediated decay
Cellular component (GO): exon-exon junction complex; cytoplasm
Molecular function (GO): protein binding; RNA binding
Source: RefSeq, a predicted model, not a curated record
GCCCGCGCUCCUUGGGCACGGAGAGGUCGUUGGGAGGGAAGACGGCGCUUCGGGCUUCUCGCGGCGGCCUCUUCAUCUGCGCGUGCGGGGGGGGGGGCGUCCCCCGCUGCCUGAAAGUGACAGGAGGGCGGCUCUCUUGAGUCGGUUUAAAAGAGGUCUUUUUUUAAAUUAAUAGUAAUAGCAAUAAUAAUAAUAAUAAUAAUAAUAAUAGUAAAAUGUAUUAAAACUUUUCCAUAAUACAAUAAGAUAAAAGAAGAUAUUAUCUGAAUAAAAACGAAAACGGAGAGAAAAGGAAAUGCAGAGGCCUCUCAGAGGCAGCCCUUGUCUCACACAGAAAGUGGUGGACCCUCCCAGCUCUCACCUGGGAGCUCCUUAGAGCGGGGACGGGGCAGGAGGAACGUUAUUGCCUUGUUUACUGGAAAGGAAAGGCCGACCUUUCGAUACUGGGGAGGUUGCCCAUGUCUACAGACAGCCUGGCUGGUUCAGUCCUUUGCCACUUCCAUUGCCAGUAGCCCUGCCCUUGUGGAAGGUGAGCGGACAAAGAUGCUCCCAGUGGUUGUGAUGCUUCCCAUGGUGUGAAGUGAUCUGCCUGGGUAACAUAAUGCCAGCAGAGCAUAAGAAGUCAGCCAGCAUGGAAGAAAAAGAAACAUCAUUAAGUAAUAAAGAUAAGGAGUUCAAUGAGAGGCGGUCAGGUAGCAGCCGGGACAAACCCAAAGAGGAUGUCAGGCUUGGCAUGAAGAGAGAAAUGUUAAAACCACCUGAAGAUAAAAAGAAAAAACUGGAGGAGGAGAAACGGAAAAAAGAAGACAAGGAGCGGAAGAAAAAAGACGAUGAGAAGAUAAAAUCUGAAGAAGAGCAGAAGAAGAAAGAGGAGGAAGAAAAGCAAAAACUUGAAGAGGAGAGAAAAAAGCAGGAAGAAGAAGUAAAGCGGCAACAAGAAGAGGCAGCUGCCCAGCUGAAAGAGAAAGAAGAAGCCCAUCAGCUCCACCAAGAAGCUUGGGAGCGCCACCAAGCAAGAAAGGAACUCCGAAGUAAAAACCAGAAUGCAUCAGACAGCCGCCCUGAAGAGAACUUCUUUAGCAGGCUGGAUUCAAGUCUCAAGAAGAACACUGCCUUUGUUAAGAAGUUAAAAACUAUCACAGAACAGCAGAGAGACUCCUUGUCCCAUGACUUUAAUGGCCUCAAUUUAAGCAAGUACAUUGCGGAGGCUGUUGCUUCUAUAGUGGAAGCAAAAUUGAAAAUAUCAGAUGUGAAUUGCGCUGUGCACUUGUGUUCUCUGUUCCAUCAACGUUAUGCUGAUUUUGCUCCAUCACUACUUCAAGUCUGGAAGAAACAUUUUGAAGCCAGGAAAGAAGAGAAGACAUCCAACAUUACUAAACUAAGAACAGACUUGCGGUUUAUUGCAGAAUUGACAAUAGUUGGGAUUUUCACUGAUAAGGAAGGCUUGUCUUUAAUCUAUGAACAACUAAAAAACAUUAUUAAUGCUGAUCGCGAAUCCCACACCCAUGUCUCAGUGGUUAUUAGCUUUUGUCGGCACUGUGGAGAUGACAUUGCCGGUUUGGUACCAAGGAAGGUUAAAAGUGCAUCAGAUAAAUUUAACUUGAGUUUUCCUCCCAGUGAAAUCAUUAGCCCAGAAAAACAACAGCCUUUCCAAAAUCUGCUGAAAGAAUACUUUACAUCUUUGACCAAACAUCUGAAAAGGGACCACAGGGAACUGCAAAAUAUUGAAAGACAAAACAGGCGUAUUUUGCACUCUAAAGGAGAGUUGAGUGAAGAUCGGCAUAAGCAGUAUGAAGAAUUUGCUAUGUCCUAUCAAAAGCUGUUGGCAAAUUCCCAGUCUUUAGCUGAUCUCCUGGAUGAAAAUAUGCCUGAUCUCCCACAGGAUAAACCAGUGCCUGAAGAACACGGGCCUGGCAUUGACAUUUUUACCCCUGGCAAACCUGGUGAAUAUGAUUUGGAGGGGGGCAUCUGGGAGGAUGAAGAUGCUCGAAACUUCUAUGAGAACCUAAUUGAUUUAAAAGCAUUUGUGCCAGCUAUUUUGUUCAAGGAUAAUGAAAAAUGUUCCCAGAUUAAGGACUCUGGUAAAGAUGAUUCUAGAGAGUUAAAAGAAACUAAGGAAAACAAAGAUGUGUCUGGUACUGAUGAUCUGGAGUUGGACCUGGAGAAUCUGGACAUUAAUGACGAUGCUCUUGAAUUAGACUGUGGUGAUGAAGCAGAAGAUCUCACAAAAAAGCUGCUUGAUGAACAAGGCAAGAAACAGGGAGCAGAUAGCACCGGAGCUGAAAAUAGUGACGGAAAGCAAGCUGCACGAAAACAAGAAGAUGAAGAAGCCAGUACCGGGUCACAUCUGAAACUUAUAGUAGAUGCUUUUCUUCAGCAGCUCCCAAACUGUGUAAAUAGAGACCUAAUAGACAAGGCAGCAAUGGAUUUUUGCAUGAACAUGAAUACAAAAGCAAAUAGGCGGAAGUUGGUUCGUGCUCUCUUCAUAGUUCCUCGUCAAAGGCUGGAUUUGCUACCCUUUUAUGCACGGCUGGUUGGCACAUUACAUCCUUGUAUGUCUGAUGUAGCAGAGGAUCUCUGUUCCAUGCUAAAAGGUGACUUCAGAUUCCAUGUGAGAAAGAAGGACCAGAUCAACAUUGAAACAAAGAAUAAAACUGUGCGAUUCAUUGGCGAACUUACUAAGUUUAAAAUGUUCUCCAAAAGUGACACUCUGCAUUGCUUAAAGAUGCUCUUGUCUGACUUCUCUCAUCACCAUAUUGAAAUGGCAUGUACAUUGUUGGAGACUUGUGGUAGAUUCCUGUUCAGAUCUCCAGAAUCUCAUUUGAGAACUAGUGUCCUUUUGGAACAAAUGAUGCGAAAGAAACAAGCAAUGCACCUGGAUGCACGCUAUGUCACCAUGGUGGAAAAUGCCUACUACUACUGCAAUCCUCCUCCCGCUGAGAAAACAGUGAAAAAGAAACGCCCUCCUCUCCAGGAGUAUAUUCGGAAGCUCCUUUAUAAGGAUCUCUCCAAAGUCACUACUGAGAAGGUCCUGAGACAGAUGCGCAAAUUGCCCUGGCAUGACCCUGAAGUGAAAGACUAUGUGAUAUGCUGUAUGAUCAACAUCUGGAAUGUGAAAUACAAUAGUAUUCACUGUGUAGCCAACCUUUUAGCAGGACUGGUACUUUACCAAGAGGAUGUUGGAAUUCAUGUUGUGGAUGGUGUCCUAGAGGAUAUUCGGCUAGGAAUGGAGGUUAAUCAGCCAAAAUUUAACCAGCGGAGGAUCAGCAGUGCCAAGUUCCUGGGUGAACUGUACAAUUACAGAAUGGUGGAGUCGGCAGUAAUAUUUCGAACUCUGUACUCCUUUACAUCAUUUGGUGUGAAUUCGGAUGGUACAUCUAGCCCACUUGAUCCUCCAGAACAUCUUUUCCGAAUUCGACUGGUGUGCACCAUCCUUGACACCUGUGGGCAAUACUUUGACAGAGGAUCCAGCAAACGGAAACUUGAUUGCUUCUUGGUCUAUUUCCAGAGGUAUGUUUGGUGGAAGAAAAGCCUGGAUGUUUGGACAAAAGAUCACCCGUUCCCUAUAGACAUUGACUAUAUGAUCAGUGAUACAUUAGAAUUAUUGAGACCAAAGAUAAAACUCUGCAAUUCCCUGGAAGAAUCUGUUAGGCAGGUACAAGAACUGGAAAGGGAAUUUUUAAUCAAACUAGGCCUUGUGAAUGACAAGGACUCUAAAGAGUCAAUUACUGAGGGAGAGACCCUUGAGGAAGAUGAGGAGGAAGAAGAAGGUGGAGUCGAGAUAGAAGAGCAAUCUGGAAAUGAAAGUGAAAUAAAUGAGCCAGAGGAGGAGGAGGGCUCUGAUAAUGACGACGAAGAGGGAGAAGAGGAGGAAGAAGAAAAUACUGAUUAUCUCACAGACUCUAAUAAGGAGAAUGAAACUGAUGAAGAAAAUACUGAAGUCAUGAUUAAAGGAGGUGGACUUAAGCGUGUCCCAUGUGCUGAAGAUGAAGACUUCAUUCAGGCAUUGGACAAAAUGAUGCUUGAAAAUUUACAGCAAAGGAGUGGGGAAUCGGUGAAAGUGCAUCAGUUAGACGUUGCAAUUCCUUUGCAUCUCAAGAGCCAGCUGAAGAAGGGUCCGCCUCUGGGUGGUGGGGAAGGAGAGUCUGAAUCUGGAGACACCAUGCCUUUUGUCAUGUUAACGCGAAAAGGCAACAAGCAACAGUUUAAGAUCCUAAAUGUGCCAAUGUCAUCUCAAUUGGCUGCAAAUCACUGGAAUCAACAACAAGCCGAGCAAGAGGAGAGGAUGAGAAUGAAAAAAUUGACAUUGGAUAUCAAUGAACGGCAGGAACAAGAGGACUAUCAAGAGAUGAUGCAAUCCUUGGCUCAGCGGCCAGCUCCAGCAAAUACCAACAGGGAACGGCGGCCUCGUUAUCAGCAUCCAAAGGGAGCACCUAAUGCCGAUCUAAUCUUUAAAACUGGCGGAAGGCGAGAGAGAGGGAACAGACAGCGCCGAAGCUGAGAUUAGUCACGGAAACAGAAAGAAAAGAGACGUUGAUCCAGCAGUAAGCGUCAUUUCAUUAGGUCCUGUAUCUCCAAUGUUGUGGAUUAGUGGAGUCCUCCAGCAAUUAAACGAGAGCAGCGGACACAUCGGAGCAUGUCGGUCUAGAGAGUUCAGAAUCGAAAAUCUGGGACAGGCUGGAGCCAUAGAGCAGAUACACCAGCCUCCACUAAAAACAGAAAUAGCGGAAGCUCCCAGUCACAGCCUACCAAACAAACAAAAAGCAUCUUGUUAUGGAACCAUGUGAGGAUUAAUCUUCUCAUGAGAAUGGAAGCAAAUAAAUGAGAUGGUUAACUUUACCAGUGAGCAAUUCAGUUACAACAAAGCGCAACUUAAAUAAGAUGGAUUACGCUGGAAUGGAGACGGUAUUGAUGGCGAAGUAUGGGGGAAAGCAAACCUAAUAGGAGUGGCAUUUUCUCUGAAUUGGGCAUGUCAUGUCAGGAGAAUAUUAAUCUGGGGCUCCAGUCUGCAUUAGAGAAGUGGUAGAGCAAGAGGUAAUUAUCGUAUAGUAAACCCCAACAUGCAGGGUAAAAUAGACAUCUGAUUUACCCAAACACCAGAUAUUCCACGAGAAAGAUGAUUUUGUUUCAAGGGGGAAACCCUUUCUCUGCAUGUGUUGCGGGAGGGGGAAAGUGAUGAAGGGAGCAGAUCCAGGGAAGUGGGAUGGUCUACUGAAGGUCAGAGUGGAUGGGAAGGUAGAGAGCAUUGACCCAAAGUUGCUUCAAACAGCCUGAGAACGGAUCUAGAGGAGCUCGUUAAAGCACCAUUGAAUACCAAAAUGUGCCAGUCAGCAUGACAGACAGAUGCCGAGAAGUGGAGUUGAACGUUCUGUUGACUUUCAUGGGUUGAUAAGCCUCUGUGUCUAUAUUUUAAAACACAAUGAAAAAUUAGCUGGCAACAAGUAGAAUUUUUAUUUUUCUAAAUGGAAAUGAGGUUUCUGGGUCAGUUUCUGACAAUCUUGUUUGUUAGUAUAGUUCUGGGGAUUUUUUUGUUUGUUUGUUUGCUUUCACGUAGGUCUAGUACAUUCAGUUAAAGAGCACAUCUGUAUGCUAAUAAUUCUGAACUAUUUUAAAAUUCUUUUUACCUCUGUUGAGUUCUGCAUGUAGAAUUUAAAACGAAACUUGUACAACUUGUUACAUUUCACACUUGCGUACACACAGUCAGAAAUGCCGCCCGAUCUUCACCAGCUUCAGAAAACUGAUCUUUGCCGAUGCUGCAAUAAAGUGUUGUAAUUUAGAA